AAACAUGUAUGUUUUUUUACAUAUAAUCUCCAGUUUCUGUCCUUGAGGAAAAACUGUCUGAUGUCGUCCCUCACAUUGUUGUAGCUUUAUUGUAUCACUGCUGUUUUGUCCGAGGAUGUAAUGACACCGGUCUUCCACCUAAUUAUGCAUCCUCACAUUUUUCAUGUGAUAUCUUCCCUCAGCAUUUGUAGACAGUCCUCAGCCUUGAAAUCACCCCAACGAUAAAUUCAUUAACCCAACAAAGUAUUACUAUCAAUAUGAAGUCAUUGUCAGUUGUAGGCAUGGAGUCUCUCCUUCAUAUUCUUCUCCAUUACCAAAAUCUGAAAUUUCUACGACACUGAAUAUUUUAUUAAUAUUUAGUAAGGUCAGUUGGAUUUUUACAAUUCCCAUGAUUUUGUCAUUAAUGGCUGUCAUAGCUGUGCUUCACACUCUGGAUAAUUUAAACAUGGUGGACCAAGUUGAAAUAACUGGUCAAUUUCAAAUGAAUUCUGAAAAACAGCUUCAGGCUCGCGUCAGCAAAAUAAUGUGGAAUGAACACGCCAAAGGACACUCAACAAUGCACAGAUGGCUACUCUUUAAGAAAAUGAAUGUAAACAAUGCAGAAAAAGCAAUACGGGAUCACAUCAGGUGGCGUAAAGAAUUCGAUAUUGACCGACUCCGCUCUGCUCCACCAAAUCCGAAAUUAUGGAAACGGUUCCAAUACAAUGUCACUGUUCAUGCUCGAAAUGGGGACCCUGUGUUGCUAAUGCCAUUUGGAGAUUGGGAUGUACGAGACUACAUCACUGCCAAGGGGGAUCAACACACUUUUGACAAGUAUCAAGGACAAAUGUGGGAGAAAGGUUUGUCCAGAUUUUGUCUCGUAUUAGUACCGCGUUGUCCUUAUUAUGCCCGGAACCCAGGUUUGGCAGCUGUGGAGAAAGUGGAGAUGAACCUCAACGACACGAAAAGGUCAACCUCUGUCCGACUUUACCUCGUUUGUGACUUGGAAAAUCUCGAAUAUCGUCAAUUGGCCAGUUAUACUUCUUUGCAGUACAUCUUCUCUAUGGUGUACAACUUUGAGAAUAAUUAUCCAGAGACUGUACACGCAGCGAUUAUGAUCAACUGCGACUGGGUGUUUGAAUCACUUCUUCGCUACAUCAGCCCCUUCUUGCGCGAAGGGUCGUUUGAAAGAUUGAAAAUUUAUCCGAAAGACCGGUCAAAAUGGAUGAAAGAUGUGAGGAGGCUAAUCCACCCGAGCCAACUGCCUUAUCGGUAUGGGGGCUAUUCUAAAUCAGAGAAAAGAAAAUUAGCAACCCGUCGACCCUUCUUCGUACGACAAUUGGGCUUGAAAUAGCCAGUGAAUAUAUGCAAAUGCUCAUGUAAAAUAUAUACAUAAAUGAAGUAAUUAUUAAAAUUAAAAAAAGAAGCCGGUAAUGUGAAGCUUACUAUGUCAUCUAAUUUUUAUCGAUAAAAUUAUGAUUAAUUGCAAAGUUUGGAGACUUCCAGAUUCAAACGUAGUUACGUCUAAAUUUGCAUACACAUAGUACA
Folsomia candida is the source of this 1527-nucleotide messenger RNA. RefSeq names its product SEC14-like protein 2. Lineage: Eukaryota; Metazoa; Arthropoda; Collembola; Entomobryomorpha; Isotomidae. The transcript has 7 exons. The record is from RefSeq and is a predicted model, not a curated record. Gene Ontology annotation, cellular component: cytoplasm. The coding region runs from base 389 to 1333 and encodes 314 amino acids.